UCGUGCCAGUGUCUUUCCUCGUAGAUUAAAAAGAGAAACCGGCGCUGGAAAAAUGGAGAUCUAUCAGCCCCCUCGUUUAUGCUUCCCUGCUAUCAAAAGUAGCUCUGUUCCUCUCUGGCCACCCCUCCCCUCCAGCUCCCUUCCAGCUCCGCCCGCCCUCGAGGUGUUUGCUCUCAAGAGCGCGAAGGGUGAGGACCAACUCCUCCGAUUGCUUUGCGCAAAAUCCACCUCCCCCCUCCUCCUCCCCUCCAGCCUGCGGAGCCCGCACCGCCUGCCUUGCCCUCCUCAGCCCUGUGGUGCCGGGUUGGGAUGAGCCUCUGUGUACUACGAAGGUGGGAGGGGCCACCAGCAGAGGAUAAUGUCAGACGCUCCGCUGUCGCCUUUUGCCUGACGCUGCUUUUGGCUCCGCGAGGCUGGUCCCGGUAAGAAACCGCAAAGAGCUGCGGCCGCCGUGGCCAGAGCCAGUGGCUGAAGCGCCCAGAGUCCGAGUCCCAAGGCUCCCGACUAGCUGGCCUCCCGCUCCCCAGCGCCGUCAGCACCAUGGACAGCAGCGCCGUCCCAGCGAGCGCAAGCAAUUGCACUGAUCCCUUUGCGCACUCCUCCAGUUGCUCCCCAGCACCCAGCCCCGGGUCCUGGGUCAAUUUGUCCCACUUCGAUAGCAACCUGUCCGACCCGUGUGGACCGAACCGCACCGAACUGGGCGGACGCGACGGCCUGUGCCCCCCGACCGGCAGUCCCUCCAUGGUCACAGCCGUCACUAUCAUGGCCAUCUACUCCAUCGUGUGCGUGGUGGGUCUCUUCGGAAACUUCCUGGUCAUGUACGUGAUCAUCAGAUACACCAAAAUGAAGACUGCCACCAACAUCUAUAUUUUCAACCUUGCUCUGGCAGACGCCUUAGCAACCAGUACUCUGCCCUUCCAGAGUGUCAAUUACCUAAUGGGCACAUGGCCAUUUGGAACCAUCCUUUGCAAGAUUGUGAUCUCCAUAGAUUACUAUAAUAUGUUCACCAGCAUAUUCACCCUCUGCACCAUGAGUGUUGAUCGCUACAUUGCAGUAUGCCACCCCGUCAAGGCCCUGGAUUUCCGUACACCCCGAAAUGCCAAAAUUGUCAAUGUCUGCAACUGGAUCCUCUCUUCAGCCAUUGGUCUGCCUGUAAUGUUCAUGGCAACAACAAAGUACAGGCAUGGCUCCAUAGAUUGUACACUAACAUUUUCUCACCCAACCUGGUAUUGGGAAAACCUGCUGAAGAUCUGUGUCUUCAUUUUUGCCUUCAUCAUGCCCGUCCUCAUCAUCACAGUGUGUUACGGGCUGAUGAUCCUUCGCCUCAAGAGCGUCCGCAUGCUCUCAGGCUCCAAAGAAAAAGACAGGAACCUGCGAAGAAUCACCAGGAUGGUGCUGGUGGUUGUGGCUGUGUUUAUCGUCUGCUGGACUCCAAUUCACAUUUAUGUCAUCAUUAAAGCAUUGAUCAACAUCCCAGAAACUACUUUCCAGACAGUUUCGUGGCACUUCUGCAUUGCUCUUGGGUACACAAACAGCUGCCUCAACCCCGUCCUUUAUGCAUUUCUGGAUGAAAACUUCAAGCGAUGCUUCAGAGAGUUCUGUAUCCCAACAUCCUCCACCAUUGAGCAACAAAACUCCACUCGAGUUCGUCAGAACACUAGAGACCACCCCUCCACAGCCAAUACAGUGGAUAGGACUAAUCAUCAGCUAGAAAAUCUGGAAGCAGAAACUACUCCACUGCCCUGAGUGUCAUGCCAUUCUGACCAUCUCUGAGCUCAGAAGCCACUGUAUGUGUGGAAGCAGAGAGCGUGUAGGCAGGCCUGGUCUCCAAGGAAAGUGACUGCCUGUGAGUCGUCAAGAGUCUUUAGUCUCUGGCCAUUCCACUCUGCACAAAUCAAGCUCUGGAAGGAAAAUAAUACAUCAUACUAAUAGUCCAGCUUGUGUAUAUAAUCAUGAGAAAGAUGCCCAAUGAGACCAACACACACCAUGGUAUGUGAAUUGGGGUCAUCAGAGAAAGUGACCCUUCUAUAGGUAAUCUUGUUUCCAAGCAACUACUAAUGACCUCAUCAAAGAAAAACCAACUAAUGUUAAAUUCACCAUGGCAACACAUAAAGUAAAUGCUACCUCUGACCCAAGCACCCUGUGUGGAAAGUCCAAGUCUUUCUAGUCUUUUGUAAAAGGAAAUACAUGAUUCUAUUUUUGACCAAUAAUGUCCACCUUAAUAGCAUUUGGUUGAUAUACCAUUUUCACCAGAUUUCUUUGUUUUGUAUUGUUUAGAGAAACCACAUCUCCCUUACCCAACUUCUCAAUUGCAGGGGAAGAAAUUAACACAAAGAUAAUUCAAGACACAGUAAUGGAUAUGUCAGCUGCAGCAGGAUUGAUUCUAAGGCACCGCAAGUGCUUCCCAAGAGUUUAAAUGGGGCAUUUUUCAUGCUUAGGGUCUCCGUGAUUGGCUCCCCAGUUUCAUCUGUGAAAUUCCCUUUCUCCCUCACACCUGAGUGUUCACAUAAGAUAAUAGCCAAUGAGCUCACCACUUCACCAAUGCAGGAAGUCAAGCAUUCAAAUAUACUCUUCAUUCCGUAGUGGUUUCUCCACACUGCAUGCUCCACUUACACUUUAAUUUUUUAACAGCUCAGAAUACUCAGACCUUUUCAAUCACUAUGAUAAAAUGACAGAGGUUUUGUUGAAUGUAAAAGUUUAAACCUUUUAAAAUAUAUAUAUAUACCCAAUCAGCUUAAUCUCACGACAAAAAGACUCAAAUGAACUUAUAAAAAAAGUGUGAUCUAUUUUUUGAUUCUGUGUAGUUACUUGGACAUGAAAUACUAACAAUAGCCCAAAAAUAUUUCCCAGAUUAUGUUUUUAUAAU
Molecule: messenger RNA, 2866 nt
Organism: Oryctolagus cuniculus (rabbit)
Lineage: Eukaryota; Metazoa; Chordata; Mammalia; Lagomorpha; Leporidae
Gene: OPRM1
Product: opioid receptor mu 1
Biological process (GO): neuropeptide signaling pathway; G protein-coupled opioid receptor signaling pathway; sensory perception of pain
Cellular component (GO): neuron projection; plasma membrane
Molecular function (GO): neuropeptide binding; G-protein alpha-subunit binding; G-protein beta-subunit binding
Source: RefSeq, a predicted model, not a curated record